This is a messenger RNA of Salarias fasciatus (jewelled blenny), 2800 nucleotides long. Its product is annotated as insulin-like growth factor-binding protein 4. The record is from RefSeq and is a predicted model, not a curated record. NCBI's taxonomy places the organism in Eukaryota, Metazoa, Chordata, Actinopteri, Blenniiformes, Blenniidae. The coding region runs from base 513 to 1301 and encodes 262 amino acids. Gene Ontology annotation, molecular function: insulin-like growth factor II binding; insulin-like growth factor I binding. The transcript has 4 exons. Gene Ontology annotation, biological process: regulation of insulin-like growth factor receptor signaling pathway. Gene Ontology annotation, cellular component: extracellular region.
CGCUCGCGCUGAGCCAUUCUCCGGAGCCCGUCCUCUGCUCUGCACUCCACAGCAAGAAGAGGAAGCUGCAGCUUUUCCUACAGACGCUGCCUUUCCGUGACCUGCUGCCGACACUUGUAGACCACAUAUUUUUUUUCCAGUCCAAGCACGCGUCAGAGGACCGGAGGAGCCGGCGUUCACCUGGACUCACUGCUGAACAGCCUUCCUGUUUCUUCCAAUUCCACCGGCUGCAAGAAGUAGUUCUUAUCACACAGCAGAGUGAGGAGAUCAAGAAGCGCGCUCCGAUUUCUGCAGCCAGACUGAAUCGGAGGAAACGGGCAGCACAGCAGAGGCUUUGUGUCUCUGCAAGUGAGACAAGAAGCAGCUGAACAUAUCAAAGACUGUGUGGACAAAGCUCUCCUCUGAAGCUCCCCGAAUCCAGCAGCCCGGGGCAGAAACCGAUCCGGCGCCCGCAGAGGAGAGGGAGGCUGACCGGAGGACCGGACUCCAGCCUGCAGGUGCUCAGGGCUGCCAUGGGUGGCGGAGGAGGCGGUGCGGCGGCUCCGUCCCGCCGGGGCCUGCUGUGGGCGUUCGGCGCCCUGUCGCUGGUGGCGCUGUGCUCGUCGGACCAGGCCAUCCGCUGCCCGGUGUGCUCGGAGGAGCGGCUGGCCAGCUGCCGGCUGCCGGACGGCUGCGAGGAGACGGUGCGCGAGCCCGGCUGCGGCUGCUGCCCCACCUGCGCCCUGCCCAAAGGGGCGCACUGUGGCGUGUACUCGCCCCGCUGCGGCACGGGCCUGCGCUGCUACCCGCCGCGCGGCGUGGAGCGGCCGCUGCACUCCCUGAUGCACGGCCAGGGCGUCUGCACCGACGAGAGGGAGGCGGAGGAGAACUCAGUGACAGAGCGGCAGGAAGAGAUCGUUCCCGAACAUCCCAACAACAGCAACAUCCGCUGCAGCCCGCAGGACAAGCGCUGCAUACAGAAGACUCUGGCCAGACACCCCCCCAAAUCCAUCAACCAGAGGAACAACGCAGCCCGAGAGGACGCCAAGCCGGUGCUGGCUCCGUGUCGUGCAGAGCUGCAGAGAGCGUUGGACCGGUUGGCAUCGAACUCUCGCACACACGAUGAUCUCUUCACCAUCCCCAUACCCAACUGCGACAAGAACGGAGACUUCCAUCCCAAACAGUGCCACCCUGCACGCGACGGCCAGCGGGGAAAGUGCUGGUGCGUGGACCAGAAGACGGGCAUGAGGCUGCCGGGGCCGCUGGAGCUGCGAGGCGAUCUGGACUGCCACCAGUUAAUGACCGCCACCCUGAGAGACUGAGGGGGGCCGGCGGGCGGAGGGGCGGGCGGAGCAGGACCAGCUGAAUUCUACUGGUGCUUAUUAGCAGAACUACAGGACUGAAGGACUCCAUCCUUCAGCCUCACUCUGCUGGGCCAGCGCUACUCCAGCUUCAACAAGGAAAACGUUGAAUUAUGUUCUUUUGAUGUUUUGUUUUUCUGUGUGUGUGUGUGUGUGUGUGUGUGUGUGUGUGUGUGUGUGUGUGUGUGUGUGUGUGUGUGAAAGAGCGAGCGAGUGAGAGAGGUAAAGAGACAGAGAGGGGGUAAGGAGAGAGAGAGCAUGUGAUCUUUUGAGCACUUGUGUUUCGUCGACAUGAACUUCAGAAUGACAGAUUUAAAAAACGUACGAUUUUAAUUAAAAGCUCGUAAACAAAAGAAGAAACGCCACAUCCACAUAAAAAAAAGACUUGUGAUCUCUGUGAAGAUGAAGACUGCUUUGUGUUUUUCUGGUCUAACUGGGAAGUGGGAAUGCUGUCAGACUGGGAACUUCUCACCAAUACUGUGGGAAUUUUCACGAAGUAAAUGAGUUAACGUUUGUACAUCUACUAUCUACUUGAGUCAGUAAUUCUUUCUUAGCGAUGCACUCUGUCAUAACCUAGCUUUAUUGUAAUUAGUAGUGUGUUUAAAAGUAAGUGGGAAGUUUAGACUUUAAAGCGGGGAAAGAUUCAUGUGAACAAUGUCAAAUUGGAAAUUCCUACCAAUAUAAGUUAUAGAUUGUAUUUCUUUAUGAUGCGCCUUGUAACAGCUGAUUUUUUAUUUUUGCAACUAAUGGCCAGUGGAUUUCACUGACCGAACUGUUUUCCACUUCAUGCUUCAUGUCACGCUCAGCCAUUCUCACAUGCCCCGGCGGUGAGGAACACUCGUGGACACUUUGACAUAUGGACGACCUUGGGAUGAAGGACAACCCGCUCUGACGGCGUGUCCAUAAUUAACUGAUAAUUAAUUCUGAUGAUUAAAAACGGUCAAACUAGGAGCUUUUGGUGCAUUCAUGGUCAACUGGGAAAGAGGUGAAUUAUGACUUGCGCCGAGGGAAUCUGUGUCUGGGAACUUCCCAGUAAGGUUCAGAACGUGUCGCUCUGCAUGGCAGCAGUGGGUCAUCUACACAAGAAAGUCAUACAUUUUACUGAUGCACUUUGUUUUUGCAUGGAUUCAUUGAGGAUUUAUUUUGGGAUAUUGGCAAAUGGGAAUUUUGAAAAAAAAAAAAAAAAAGUGGUCAAAAUGGGAACUUUUGGUGUGUUCUUUACAAACUUCCAUGAGGCAAAAUGCCAUGUGCUGACUGAAAAAUGGGACUUUGCCAAGUGGUUGUUCAUUGCACUAAUACAUUAUCCCCUUUGUGUUUUCGUCAGUCAGUGAAUGCACUGAAACUGGGAACAUUCCACUGGGAAACUGGGAACAUUCCACUAAGAAACUGGGAACAUCCUACUGGGAUCCAGUAUUAGCUGAUGUUGAACUCUGUAAUAAACCAACAUUUUCCAAAAUCCA